Messenger RNA from Tupaia belangeri chinensis (Chinese tree shrew), 3952 nucleotides. RefSeq names its product insulin like growth factor 2 mRNA binding protein 3 (gene IGF2BP3). Lineage: Eukaryota; Metazoa; Chordata; Mammalia; Scandentia; Tupaiidae. The record is from RefSeq and is a predicted model, not a curated record. Gene Ontology annotation, molecular function: RNA binding. The annotation marks the transcript as partial. The transcript has 15 exons.
UUUUUUAAACAACCACUCCUCCCACUGAACAAACUGUAUAUCGGAAACCUCAGCGAGAACGCCGCCCCCUCGGACCUAGAAAGUAUCUUCAAGGACGCCAAGAUCCCGGUGUCGGGCCCCUUCCUGGUGAAGACGGGCUACGCGUUCGUGGACUGCCCGGACGAGAGCUGGGCCCUCAAGGCCAUCGAGGCGCUUUCAGGUAAAACGGAAUUGCACGGGAAACCCAUAGAAGUUGAGCACUCGGUCCCCAAAAGGCAAAGGAUUCGGAAGCUUCAAAUACGAAAUAUCCCGCCUCACUUACAGUGGGAGGUGCUGGAUAGUUUACUAGUCCAGUAUGGAGUGGUGGAGAGCUGUGAGCAAGUGAACACUGACUCGGAAACUGCAGUGGUAAAUGUAACCUAUUCCAGUAAGGACCAAGCUAGACAAGCCUUAGACAAACUGAAUGGAUUCCAGUUAGAGAAUUUCACUCUGAAAGUAGCCUACAUUCCCGACGAAGUGGCUGCCCAGCAGAACCCCUUGCAGCAGCCCCGAGGUCGCCGUGGGCUUGGGCAGAGAGGUUCACCAAGACAGGGGUCUCCAGGAUCUGUAUCCAAGCAGAAGCCAUGUGACUUGCCUCUGCGCCUGCUGGUUCCCACUCAGUUUGUAGGCGCUAUCAUAGGAAAAGAAGGUGCCACCAUUCGGAACAUCACUAAACAGACCCAGUCUAAAAUCGAUGUCCAUCGUAAAGAGAAUGCAGGGGCUGCUGAGAAGUCAAUUACUAUCCUCUCUACCCCUGAAGGCACCUCUGCAGCUUGUAAGUCUAUUCUGGAGAUUAUGUAUAAGGAAGCUCAAGAUAUAAAAUUCACAGAAGAGAUCCCUUUGAAGAUUUUAGCCCACAACAACUUUGUAGGCCGUCUUAUUGGUAAAGAAGGAAGAAACCUUAAAAAAAUUGAACAAGACACUGACACUAAAAUCACAAUAUCUCCAUUACAGGAACUGACGCUGUAUAAUCCCGAACGCACCAUUACAGUUAAAGGCAAUGUGGAAACAUGUGCCAAAGCUGAGGAAGAGAUCAUGAAGAAAAUCAGGGAGUCUUAUGAAAAUGAUAUCGCAUCUAUGAAUCUUCAAGCACAUUUAAUUCCUGGAUUAAAUCUGAAUGCCUUGGGUCUGUUCCCACCCACUUCAGGGAUACCACCUCCCACCUCAGGACCCCCUUCAGCGAUGACUCCUCCCUACCCGCAGUUCGAGCAAUCAGAAACGGAGACUGUUCACCUGUUUAUCCCAGCCCUAUCUGUUGGCGCCAUUAUCGGCAAGCAGGGCCAACACAUCAAACAGCUUUCUCGAUUUGCAGGAGCUUCGAUCAAGAUCGCUCCAGCUGAAGCACCGGACGCUAAGGUGAGGAUGGUGAUUAUCACUGGACCACCAGAGGCUCAGUUCAAGGCUCAGGGAAGAAUUUAUGGAAAAAUUAAAGAAGAAAACUUUGUUAGUCCUAAAGAAGAGGUGAAACUUGAAGCUCAUAUCAGAGUGCCAUCCUUUGCUGCCGGCCGGGUUAUUGGAAAAGGAGGCAAAACGGUGAAUGAGCUCCAGAAUUUGUCAAGUGCAGAAGUAGUUGUCCCUCGUGACCAGACACCUGAUGAGAAUGAUCAAGUAGUUGUCAAAAUAACUGGUCACUUCUAUGCUUGCCAGGUUGCCCAGAGAAAAAUUCAGGAAAUUCUGACUCAGGUAAAGCAGCACCAACAGCAGAAAGCUCUGCAAAGUGGACCACCUCAGUCAAGGCGGAAAUAAAGGCUCAGGAAGCAGCCCACCACAGAGGCAGAUGCCAAACCAAAGACAGAUUGCUUAACCAACAGAUGGGCGCUGCCCCUACCCGGAAUCACAUGCACAAGUUUUUACCUAGCCAGUUGUUUCUGAGGACCAGGCAACUUUUGAACUCCUGUCUCUGUGAGAAUGUAUACUUUAUGCUCUCUGAAAUGUAUGACACCCAGCUUUAAAAAAAUAAUAAUAAUAAGAGGGAAAAAAUCUGUACUUCCCUUUGUUGUAGUCUCACAGUGUAACAAAUAUCCUAAUUUUUCUUAUAUUUCCCCAUAAUGCCAGAUUGGCUUAAUGAUAUUCACUAAAUUCAUCAAAUAAACAAGUUUAGGUUGUUCCUAAAUUCAACUGUUAAGGUUGGAUCAGAAUAGAAUGAUCACAGGAACAUAAAUGUUAAGCCAUUAGCAUAGAAAAACUGUUCUCAGUUUCAUUUUUAUCUAACACUAACACAAAUAACCUAAGGGAAGUGCUAAAUGGUGUUGGCAGGGGUAUUAAAUGUGCAUUUUACUCAACUACCUCAGGUAUUCAGUAAUACAGUGAAAAACAAAAUUGUUUUUUUGAAAAUUUUAUAUACUUUAUAAAGAUAAAAGUCCAUCCACUUUUUAAAAAAUAAAUUUAAAACGUAACAGCUAACAGGCAAAUAAUUGAUAAAAAAAAAUUUUUACUUCUGGCUGGUGACAGUGAAGAUGGAAAAAUAACUUCAGGUUUUUUGAGGCUUUUGACACAAAUAGUUGGAAAAACCAAUAAAUGGGUAAAGCUAUGGAGCAGUGCUAUAUUUGGAGAGCAGCGAUACCAUUUACUCUUGUUUAUAGUUGGGGAAGUUUCUGAUGGUACUAACAGAGCAAAGUGGUGGCAGGAGGCUUUGAACGGCUAGUUUAAGUGGCUUCAGGAGAUUUCAGGUUUGUUUCUUCGGCUACAUGAUUGCAUAAAUCCUUUGUGCUUUUGACUAUCACUACCUAAAGAAAGUGCAUCAGUGAGGAGAUGCAGAACUUAAAAACCGGCAAAGAGCAAGCUUCAGCUUGUCUCUCAGGAUGCUUAGUUUGCCAAUAUGCUUCAGACCAGUUGGUCUACACUUAGGGCAGACCUCAAAGUAACUGCUUUGGGAAGACCAACGGAACAGUGAGAGAUGGUGUGACAGUGUGCAACAGGCAAAAAACGGCUACAUCUCCAUGUGCCUGGCACUGUCAUGAGCCUAAGUUAUUUUGAAGACUUUUCAAGCAAUGAUACCUUUUUUAAAAAAUGAAAGUCCACCUAAAACAUUACAUGAAGUAUAGAAGGAUUUCUGUAUACUCUGCAACCAGUUAUGUGAAAAUAAGUUAAAAGGUAGAGAAUACAAGAAAACAGUUUCUGGAAUAUGAUCCGCAUGACUGUGAAAUCAUCUGAUCUUUGAUAGGGAACUUGCUUGCCCAUUCCUUAACUCGAUGGCAAAGCCCAGUAGGUACAAUUGUGUGGGUGUGGGUGGUCUCCACGGCCACGCUGCUCUCUGAAUUGUUUGUGUUGCUUUUGUUGAUAAGGUGAUCACAGUCGACAUAAUACACUGAUCUGAAGGGCAUUUAUAAUCCUUAAAAAAUUCUUUUUUGCCUCAUUUGUAUUUCAAGAUGAAUUUUUAUACAGACUAGGUAAGUUUUUCUGAAGGUCAGCAUAUGAAUUAGCCAUUUUGAAAAUGACUUCAAAUGUUUUCCUAAAUGUUUUCAGAAAACCAGUUUAUUUUGUAGUUUAGCCAAAGUGCCCUUGGUGUCACAGAAUUCACCUUGCAUUCAUCAUUUGUUUUUUUAUACCAUGAAUUAAAAUUGCUAAGAAAAAUCAUGGACUGGCUUUCUGGUUGGAUUUCAGGUGAGAUGUGUUUCUUUAAAGCCAGAGCUCUUCCUCAAUAUUUGAUUUUUCCAAUAUUUGAUUCUUUUUUUAAAAUACAAAUAGGUGCUGUAUUUAUAUCUGCUGGUUUAAAUUCUGUCAUAUUUCACGUCUAGCCUUUUAGUGUGGCAAAUCAUGUUACUUUCACUUAAGCAUUGGUAAUUUGGAGUAUCUGGUACUAGCUAAGAAAUAAUUCUGUAAUUGAGUUUUGUACUCACCAUAUAUGGAUCAUUCCUCAUCUAUAAUGUGCCCAAAUGCAGCUUCAUUUUCCAGAUACUUUGAUGCAGAAUAAAGUUUUUCAUCAUUAGAUGCA